Molecule: messenger RNA, 486 nt
Organism: Phycomyces blakesleeanus NRRL 1555(-)
Lineage: Eukaryota; Fungi; Mucoromycota; Mucoromycetes; Mucorales; Phycomycetaceae
Exons: 5
Coding region: 1-486 (161 amino acids)
Source: RefSeq, a predicted model, not a curated record
AUGAUUUUCAUGACCACACACACAGGCAUAUCCAGUACAGAGUACUGGUUCUUAUUGUCAAAAUAUUUACGCAUCACAUCUUCUUUUUUAAUUACAAGGCUUCUGGUUCAUAGCACUGAAUAUACACUCCCAAUAUCAGUGUUUUUUAUGCCAUGUGUAGAUUUCUUUUUUAAAGAUACCCGAAGUUCCAGAACAAAAAUGAGCUAUUGGAGAAAAAUCGGAAAUGAUAUAGUAUUAAGACUAGAGGCACUAAUAGCCGUUCACAAAUACAAUAUGAAUAUGUACCCUAGACUCAGAGCGAACAGUCAAAUACCCCAAAAGUAUAUAUACUUUUACUACGUCGAUUUUUUCGGUGUCAAUGGUGCUCUGUCUAUCCGUAAGCAGCAUCAAGAAACUUACCAGGAAGUAUACAUGGCAAUCACAGAGCUCCGAUCGCUGAAGACCGCCGAUUUACUAAGCUUUAUUUCUGGGCGUAAACAAAGAUGA